Messenger RNA from Phalaenopsis equestris, 1412 nucleotides. Its product is annotated as cell differentiation protein RCD1 homolog. Gene Ontology annotation, biological process: negative regulation of translation; mRNA catabolic process. The transcript has 10 exons. The coding region runs from base 185 to 1141 and encodes 318 amino acids. The record is from RefSeq and is a predicted model, not a curated record. Lineage: Eukaryota; Viridiplantae; Streptophyta; Magnoliopsida; Asparagales; Orchidaceae. Gene Ontology annotation, cellular component: P-body; CCR4-NOT complex; CCR4-NOT core complex.
GGGGUUCCUCCUUAUUCUCUUUUUUUUUUUUUUCUCUUUCUUAGCGUUAGUAGGAAUUGAGCAUAAAUUCUUGGAUACAUUGACCUAUGUCCAGAAAAAAUUCUAACUUAAAAAAUCGAUGCCAAGAAAAACUGCACGAACUCAGAUAGCUUGACGUUCUGAACUUGUUUACGCCAGCGACGUGAUGUCCAAUCUUCUGCCCACUCUCUCCAUCAACGCUCCGCCGUUCGUCGGACCUUCCCCACCUUCUUCUGCGGCAACAGUUGCCGCGCAGGAUCGGAAGAUAGCCUCAGCGGAGCAGCUCGUGCUCGAUCUUUGCGACCCUGACCUCAGGGAGAACGCCCUCCUGGAUCUCUCCAAGAAAAGGGAGAUAUUUCAGGAUUUAGCUCCUUUAUUAUGGAAUUCAUUUGGUACCAUUGCAGCGCUCCUCCAGGAAAUAGUAUCAAUAUAUCCUGCACUUUCACCACCUACAUUGACUCCUGGCGCAUCAAAUAGGGUUUGCAAUGCACUUGCUCUUCUUCAGUGUGUGGCUUCACAUUCAGAAACAAGGAUUCUUUUCCUUAAUGCACAUAUACCUUUGUAUUUGUACCCUUUCUUAAAUACAACCAGCAAAACCAGGCCAUUCGAGUAUCUAAGGCUGACCAGCUUGGGAGUAAUCGGGGCGCUUGUGAAGGUUGAUGAUCCUGAGGUUAUCAGCUUUCUUCUUCAAACCGAAAUAAUUCCGUUGUGCCUACGAACUAUGGAAAUGGGCAGCGAGCUUUCAAAAACAGUCGCAACCUUUAUUGUUCAAAAAAUUCUUCUGGAUGAUGUUGGACUGCGAUAUAUCUGCGCUACAGCCGAGCGGUUUUUUGCCGUUGGAACAGUGCUAGCAAACAUGGUUGUAUCACUUGCGGAGCAACCAUCUACUAGGUUACUGAAGCAUAUAAUUCGUUGUUACCUAAGACUUUCAGAAAAUCCAAGAGCAUGUGAAGCUUUGCAGAAUUGCAUUCCAGAAAUGCUAAAGGAUGGAACUUUCAACAAUUGUCUUAGAGAUGAUGUGGCAACCCGGCGCUGGCUACAGCAGCUGCUGCAUAAUAUUUCAGGAGGAAGCUUGGUUUCUACCCUUCAGCCUGCAGGGUUUGAGCAUAUUUUGGGAAGUUGAUGCAGAUUUUGUUCCUGUUGUUGUAGCAAUUUAGAUUUUCAGGGUCAUGUUUGUUGAUAUGGAGAUUAGAAAGCUAGCAUUUGUAGAAGACGGAAUCUGUAGUAAAUUACUGAAUAGAGAAGGUUGUAUUUCAGAAUGUUGACAACCAUUGUAGUUGUAAUUUUGAACUGUUUAGAUGUCUUUUUGUUGAUUUGGUUCAGAGUUAUUGUAAUUUUGUUAGAUAUGCUGAGAGUCAAUUAGUCAAGAAAUGGGAUGGUAAAUUCUGAAUGUA